UAGCAAUAGACUUUUUGAUCAAGAGACAUCUAAUUUAGCUAUUGGAUUAGCAUAAUGUAUAAACAUAACAUCUUUGACACUAGAUUUAUCUAAUAACAAAAUAAGUCAUCAGGGAAUAUCCAAUUUAGGCAAAUAAUUAGAAAACUGCCUUUAAUUAGAAUUUUUGCUCAUCUAUCUAGGAAAUAAUUAAAUUGGGGAUGAAGGAGUAAUCGGAUUAGGAAGUGGAUUAAAAACUAUUCCUAAGUUAAAGAGUUUGACAUUAGAUUUAAAGGAAAAUAAUAUUUGCGAAAGCGGAGCUCAUAGUUUAUCAGAUAGCUUGGAAAAUUGCUACUAAUUAACAGAUUUAUCUUUAGAUUUUUAUGAUAACAAAAUUGAAGGCAAGGGAAUUUCUUAUUUAGGAAGAGGAUUAAAAAAUUGUAGAAAUCUAAAAUAAAUUACUCUUAACUUAUGGUAAAAUUUAAUUGAUGAUGAUGGAAUAGCACGCUUUGGAUAUGACAUAGGUAAAAUGACAUCUCUAACUAACUUUAGUAUUUAUUUAUGGAAAAAUUAAAUUCGAGAUGAGGGCAUUUCUAAUUUUGGAUAAGGAAUUAGUAAAAGUAGAAGUAUUAGGAAUCUUCUAAUCAAUUGCUGGUCAAACAAUAUUGGAAUCUAAGGCGCUUUAGGAUUUUUAAAAUAAUUAUAAAGCUGUUUGAAACUCAACUCUUUGAUUAUUGAUUUAUAAAAUAAUAAUAUUCGAAAUCAAGAUAACUACAAAUUACUCAACAAAAUAUAAAAAAUUAAAAGAUUAGUAAAAAGAUAUAUUAAGCUUCCAUAGGCAAAUAAAUACUGA
Messenger RNA from Tetrahymena thermophila SB210, 829 nucleotides. RefSeq lists its product as hypothetical. The record is from RefSeq and is a predicted model, not a curated record. The annotation marks the transcript as partial. NCBI's taxonomy places the organism in Eukaryota, Ciliophora, Oligohymenophorea, Hymenostomatida, Tetrahymenidae. The transcript has 9 exons.